AUGUUGGAAAGUGUAAGCAAUGGGGCAGUUAUGGCAGUACAACUUGUUGUUGCAAUUAUAGCGAAUUUAAUUGUUUUUCUAGCAUUGCUUGCUUUAUUAAAUUCUGUUUUGGGGUGGAUGGGAGAAUUAGUUGGACAACAAGGGUGGAGUUUUGAAGCAAGUUUUUAUAAUAAUCUUUUUCUUGGCUAUUUAUUUUUCCCUCUUGCUUUUGUUAUGGGUGUUACAAAUCCAGGAGAAACAUUUAUUGUGGCACAAUUAAUGGGUACAAAGACUGCGUUAAAUGAAUUUGUGGCCUAUAAACAACUUGGCCAACUUGUAAAACAAGACAAACUUUCGCCUCGUUCUGCAAUGAUAGCUACCUAUGCGUUAUGCGGCUUUUCAAACUUUACAUCCAUCGGAAUCCAACUUGGGACACUUGGGGGAAUGGUCCCCUCCAGAAAAAGACUUUUAUCCCAAUUAGCAUUACGCUCCCUUUUGGCAGGCUGUAUUUCUUGUUUUUUGACUGCUUCUUUGGCCGGUGAUUUUUUUAAAGGAUUUUCGAAAAAAUUUUCCUUUCCUAUAGGUGUAUUAAUCGACCAACCCAUUUUAUGUCGUCCUCAGAAUGAAAAGGAACAUUGUUUUGAUGUAAAUAAAUUUAUUUAA
Meloidogyne enterolobii is the source of this 642-nucleotide messenger RNA. Lineage: Eukaryota; Metazoa; Nematoda; Chromadorea; Rhabditida; Meloidogynidae. The record is from the annotation of a GenBank genome assembly.